Manacus vitellinus (golden-collared manakin) is the source of this 3389-nucleotide messenger RNA. It is a transcript of the gene VAC14, whose product is annotated as VAC14 component of PIKFYVE complex. The transcript is spliced from 19 exons. Gene Ontology annotation, cellular component: endosome membrane; PAS complex. The record is from RefSeq and is a predicted model, not a curated record. Gene Ontology annotation, biological process: positive regulation of kinase activity; phosphatidylinositol biosynthetic process. The coding region runs from base 1 to 2673 and encodes 890 amino acids. NCBI's taxonomy places the organism in Eukaryota, Metazoa, Chordata, Aves, Passeriformes, Pipridae.
AUGUCUUGCCUGGAAAUCCAAAAGGGCAUCUGUGAGCUCAGCGUGGUUGCCUGGCUCCUGCAGUCAGAGCCAAGACCCUGGAAGUGGGUUUCCACCUUCCUUGGGUCUGAAGAGCUUCACAGUCUCUUCAUCUCCUUGCAGCCCAUAAAACUAGACAAAGGGGAGGAACGUCACAUCCAAUUUAACCCGGCUUAUGAAAAGGAUUUGAAUAGCUGGGUAGCAGAGAAGACACUGAACGUGGAGUUCAUGGAGCAUCCCCAUGAGGAGCAGAUCACCAUUCGGGGAGAAGUCCACUUCCCAAACCUCCAUAUCCUGCCCAAGGCCCUGGACUUUGGCUACCUCAUAAAUGGCACUGAACAAGUGGAUUGUGUGGCAAUGACCAAUUGCAGCCCAAUCCCUGUCCACUACCACUGGUCCUUCCAGGUGAACACCAUAAGGCUGGUGCGAGAGUUUGUGGCUCAGAACAACACAUCUCAAAUCAAACACGUCAUCCAGAUCCUGUCACAGGAGUUUGCACUCUCCCAGCACCCCCACAGCCGGAAAGGGGGGCUCAUUGGCCUGGCAGCCUGCUCCAUCGCCCUGGGCAAGGACUCUGGGCUGUACCUGAAGGAGCUGAUUGAGCCAGUGCUGACGUGUUUCAAUGACGCCGACAGUCGCCUGCGGUACUACGCCUGCGAGGCUCUCUACAACAUCGUCAAGGUGGCCAGAGGCUCUGUCCUCCCGCACUUCAAUGUGCUCUUUGAUGGCCUCAGCAAGCUGGCUGCUGAUCCUGACCCAAACGUCAAAAGCGGCUCCGAGCUCCUCGAUCGGCUCCUCAAGGAUAUCGUGACAGAGAGCAACCAGUUUGACCUGGUGGGCUUCAUCCCACUGCUGCGUGAGAGGAUUUACUCCAACAACCAGUAUGCCCGCCAGUUCAUCAUAUCCUGGAUCCUAGUCUUGGAGUCUGUGCCUGACAUCAACCUCUUGGAUUACCUGCCAGAAAUCCUGGACGGGCUCUUCCAGAUCCUGGGAGACAACAACAAGGAGAUACGGAAAAUGUGCGAGAUGGCUCUUGGGGAAUUCCUCAAGGAGAUCAAGAAGAAUCCCUCCAGUGUCAAGUUUGCAGAAAUGGCCAAUAUCCUGGUGAUCCACUGCCAGGCAGCGGAUGACCUGAUCCAGCUUACAGCCAUGUGCUGGAUGAGGGAGUUCAUCCAGCUGGCUGGCCGGGUGAUGCUGCCCUACUCCUCAGGGAUCCUGACCGCGGUCCUGCCGUGUCUCUCCUACGAUGAUCGCAAGAAGAACAUCAAGGAGGUGGCAAACGUGUGCAACCAGAGCCUGAUGAAGCUGGUCAUCCCAGAGGAUGAUGAAAUGGAUGAGGCCAAACAGUCGAUAGACAUACCAAAGGAGCCCACCCCGGAGGAGUCCCUCUCCAAGCCAGAGGCAGCAUCCAGCGGGUCUUUGGAUGCAUCUGGUGACUCCAGCAACAGCAGUGUCUUCACAGUGACCAGCUGUGAGAGGAUCCAGGUGACCCUGAACCUGGAUGGAAUAGUUCAGGUGCUGGACUGCCACCUUCACGACACAUCCAUUGGGAUGAUGACCAGAAUUGCAGUCCUGAAAUGGCUCUACCACUUGUACAUCAAGACUCCUCGUAAGAUGUUCCGGCACACCGACAGCCUCUUCCCCAUCCUGCUACGGACCCUCUCAGAUGAGUCGGAUGAGGUUAUCCUGAAGGACCUGGAGCUGCUGGCUGAGAUUGCUUCUUCCCCAGCGGGACAGACGGAGGAGGGUCACGGUCCCUCGGAUGGCCCUGAUGUGCGACCCGGCCCAGCGGAGCUUCACAUCCCAGCCAGGGCUGGCCAGCUGAGCUCCUCUAGUAUGAAAGGCUUGGAGUGCUCACCCUCCACCCCCACCAUGAACUCCUACUUCUACAAGUUCAUGAUCAACCUGCUCAAGCGCUUCAGCAGCGAACGGAAACUCCUGGAGACCAGAGGAGCCUUCAUCAUCAGGCAGCUUUGUCUACUCCUGAAUGCAGAAAACAUCUUCCACUCCAUGGCAGACAUCCUGCUUCGGGAGGAGAACCUCAAGUUCGCCUCUACCAUGGUCCACACCCUCAACACCAUUCUGCUGACGUCCUCCGAGCUCUUCCAGCUGAGAAACCAAUUGAAGGACCUGAAGACCCCGGAAAGCCGUAACCUCUUCUGCUGCCUGUACCGGUCCUGGUGUCACAACCCUGUGACAACUGUGUCCCUCUGCUUCCUUACCCAGAACUACAAGCAUGCCUACGACCUCAUCCAGAAAUUCGGGGACCUGGAGGUCACUGUGGAUUUCCUCACUGAAGUGGACAAGCUGGUGCAGCUCAUCGAGUGCCCCAUAUUCACAUAUCUCCGCCUGCAGCUGCUGGACGUGAAGAACAACCCCUACCUGAUCAAGGCUCUCUAUGGGCUGCUGAUGCUGCUGCCCCAGAGCAGUGCCUUCCAGCUCCUGUCCCACCGCCUGCAGUGCGUGCCCAACCCCGAGCUCAUGCAGACCACGGACAACACCAAACCCAGUACCAGCUUCAAGAGAACAACAGCCUCCAACAUCGACUACACGGAGCUGCUGCAACACUUUGAGAAGGUCCAAAACAAGCACCUGGAAGCAAGACACCAGCGAGCCGGGCGGGCAGAGCAGCUGGACCGGCGGGUGGUCCUCUGAGCAUCCCAGAGGCCACCGAGGGUGUGCACAGUUGCUGGGGCUGGGACCAGGGGACACGGACCAGGGAACGGGCACACCGGUUGCUGGCCGCCGGAGGAUCUGGUGGGUUUCAUGGAGAUGGGCAGGCGCUCAGCACCGGGCUGGUUUUCCCCCCCACUGUGCAUGUGGAUGAUGGGGGACCCUCAGGCUGUGCCCGACUUCUCCCGUGGGUGUUGUGGGGACGUGGGGAAGGGUUGCAGGAGGAGAGGGCCAGGGUAAAGCACCUCAUCUUCUCUUGCAAUGGGGCGAGGAAACUCCCCUUUGCUUUGCUAAUGCCUUCCCCGUGACUGUCAGCUGAGAGCCCAGCCUGCUGCCAGCAGCACCGGAGGAGGGGAAGACGGGAGCAACCCCUGGCCUCCCGCCCUGGAAAACAAGCACGCAGGGCUGCCAGCACCUCUCGCCACCCCGACUUCCACUCUCUGGCUCCAAGGGCCUGCUGGAGGUCACCGGUGGCAUCUCACUCGGGGAGCCACUCCUGUGCGUGACACUCAGCCCCCUCCCUGCACUCACGCACCCUCCCUGAGCUCCUGGCUCUUGGCAGGGACAGCGGCACAGCCUCAACUCCCAGCCAGCACCGGGGGGCACAGGGGGCAGUGGAGACCCCCAUCACACUUAACCCCAGACUCGAUUCCUGCGUUAAGCUCCCCAUGAUAAAAUAAACAAGCAAUGCAGAGCAG